AUGGCGUCGCCUUCCGGACCUGGUGCUCCAUCUCAGCCGUCCGAUUUAGAAUCCGGUCCGCCUCCCAUCGUUCUCCCCGCGAAUGCAGCAUUGCGGUCGCCUAACCUUCCGCCGCGCUCUGCCACUGUAGGCGGUCGUCCGCCGCUCCCCACCGCCUCCUCCGACUCGGGGUCGGAGGGGCCCUCCGCCGCCUCUCCCGCGCGCGGCGCGCGUUCCCCCGCCGCUGCCUACACUCCGCGCCCGUCCGCGUCUUACUCGCCGCCCACGUCAGGCGGAACCGGCUACUCCACGCGCCCCGCGCCUCCCCCGCGCGCGAUUCUGCUGCAGCGGUCGCGGUCGGGCGUCCUCAUCGGCGCGCGGUCGUUCGGCGGAACGCAACUGCCGUGGGAGCCGCCGAAGCGCAAGCCGCCGCAGCACACGGCGGAGGUGGGCGCGAGCGACGCCGUCGCGCAGAGUCUGGACUACGAGCUGGAGGAAUCGGAGGAAGCACGGGCGGCGGACAGGCUGCGCGAGGCGAUGGAGUGCAUGGCGGCAAAGCUGGAGGAAUCAGAGGAAGCACGGGCGGCGGACAAGCUGGGGUUGGGCGAGGCGAUGGAGUACACAGCAGCCAAGUUAGAGGAAUCAGAGGAAGCACGAGCGGCGGACAAGCUGGGGUUGGGCGAGGCGAUGGAGUACACAGCAGCCAAGCUGGAGGAAUCAGAGGAAGCACGAGCGGCGGAUAAGCUGGGGCUGGGAGAGGCGAUGGAGUACACAGCAGCGAAAUGGGUACUCGUGCUGCUCAUUGGGUGCAUGACGGGCGGCGCCGCCUUCCUGAUCAACAUGGUGGUGGAGAAUGCCAUGGGGGUCAAGCUCGCGCUCACCAUCGCACUGCUCAAUGGGGGCAGCCCAUUUCUGGCAGUGCUAGUGUACUCGUUACUGAGUGCUCUGCUAGUGGCAGCAUCGGCAGCGCUGUGUGUGUUUGUGGCGCCAGCAGCAGCGGGGUCGGGGAUUCCCGAAGUGCGGGCGUAUCUCAAUGGCGUUGACAUGCCGCAAGUGCUCUCGCCACUCACUCUGCUCGUUAAGGUCGUGGCUAGCAGUGGGGGCGGAAGCAGGUGGGCUAGCGCUGGGCAAGGAAGGAGGGCCCUCUGCAUGGGCGCCGAGGCAGGCGGGCUAGCGCUGGGCAAGGAGGGCCCUCUGGUGCACAUCGGGGCCGCCAUAGCUGCUCUCUUCGGCCGCGGCUCCAUCCGCGACCGCCUCGCCCGCAGGGCUGCGCGAGUGGUUGGGGGUGCGGGUGAGGGUGCCGGCGGGGGUGCUGGUGCGGGUGGGAAUGGGAAGGAGGUUCUUGGUGCGGCAAGUGCAGGUGGGGUGCUGCGGGCAGCAACAGCAGGGACAGGAGUGUCUGAGCCUCUGCUCGCACAGAGCACCACAGAGACCAGCACGGCCAGGGGAGGAAAGGGAGGUGGAGAGGAGGGGGAGCAGCAGCGGUGGUGGCUGUUCUACUCGGGCUGGCUGCGCUUCUUCGACAACGACCGUGCGCGUCACGACCUCGUCACCAUCGGUGCCGGCGCUGGCCUGUUCCACUCGGGCUGGCUGCGCUUCUUCGACAACGACCGAGCGCGCCACGACCUCGUCACUAUUGGUGCUGCUGGGGCAGGUGUUGCGGCCGCCUUCCAGUGCCCGUUGGGGGGCAUCCUCUUUGCUCUCGAGGAGCUCAUCUCCUGCACAGUGGUGGCCGGUGUGGUGGGUGAGGCAGCCUUCCUGUGCCUGCUGGGUGGAAUUCUCUUCUCCCUCGAGGAACUCAGUGCUCACCUCCUGCUGGCUGCUGUUGCUGCUCUUGUGUGUCUGCACCUCAGUUCUCGUGUGUUUGCCCUGCUGCAGAUCUUAGUACCAAAGGUGGCGUUGAAAGCACUAUUUCUCAAGCUCUUCGCCUCACAGCUGCUUGUCCCCCCCCUGCUGCGAACCUUUGUUCUGCCUUGCUCCUUUGUGCACCUUGCUCCCAAUCCCUCCCAACCCCUCUCAUCCUCUCCCAACUCCUCUCAACCCCGUCCAACCAG
Closterium sp. Naga37s-1 is the source of this 2033-nucleotide messenger RNA. Lineage: Eukaryota; Viridiplantae; Streptophyta; Zygnematophyceae; Desmidiales; Closteriaceae. The record is from the annotation of a GenBank genome assembly.